GUAGGGUUAUUCUGUAAGCAGAAAGGGGCUCGUGGGGUCCAGAAGCUCGGGCUUUUUGAGCUUCACAUUUGCUCUGUAAACAAUCAGCUUUUUUUGAAGAGUAUUACUAUUUCUUGUUGUUAUUGUGUUGUUAUUGUGUUGUAUUGUGACUGUGUGGUAAUUGAUUGAACUAAUGUACUCCGACGAUGAUCCACAGCAGCUAGCGCAGCAAGUCGCGCAGCAAGAGCAAGAAGACCAGGACCAGCAGCAGCAGCAGCAGCAGCAGCAGCAACCACACGACGCCCAACAAGUGCAAUACGAGCAGAUCCUCGAGUCAGGCGGGCAUUAUGGCGCAGCAGCGGCGGUCGCUGCUUCAGGCGGAGCGCCGGCUGCUACCUUUGUCGGCGGCGCGUUUGCGAAUGUCGCGCAGGGAUUGUCCGGGCAUUAUCGGAAUAUCAUGAUGAGUUAUUGGCAGGAGACUAUUAAUUCGAUUGAGCGGGAUGAGCAUGAGUUUAAGAUCCAUCAGCUGCCUCUUGCGCGGAUAAAGAAAGUAAUGAAAGCAGACGAAGACGUCAAGAUGAUCUCCGCCGAAGCCCCGAUCCUCUUCGCCAAAGGCUGCGACAUCUUCAUCACCGAGCUCACGAUGCGGGCCUGGAUCCACGCGGAGGAAAACAAGCGGCGCACGCUGCAGCGGUCCGAUAUCGCGAACGCGCUGCAAAAGUCGGAUAUGUUUGAUUUCUUGAUUGAUAUCGUGCCCCGCGAGGAGGCGGUGAAUACUAGUCGCAAGAGUUUGUGAUGCUGUGUGUUGAGAGGGUAUGUGUAGAUUAGUUUGUGCUUAUUUGGAGUUUAAUGGAUGUGUAUCUGUUUGUUUGUUUGUUUGUUUGUUUGUUUGUUUGU
This is a messenger RNA of Myxozyma melibiosi, 876 nucleotides long. RefSeq names its product histone-fold-containing protein. The transcript is spliced from 2 exons. NCBI's taxonomy places the organism in Eukaryota, Fungi, Ascomycota, Lipomycetes, Lipomycetales, Lipomycetaceae. The record is from RefSeq and is a predicted model, not a curated record. The coding region runs from base 173 to 775 and encodes 200 amino acids. Gene Ontology annotation, biological process: regulation of transcription by RNA polymerase II. Gene Ontology annotation, molecular function: protein heterodimerization activity; DNA-binding transcription activator activity, RNA polymerase II-specific; RNA polymerase II cis-regulatory region sequence-specific DNA binding. Gene Ontology annotation, cellular component: nucleus; CCAAT-binding factor complex.